UAUAUGUAUGUAUAUAUAUAUAUAUAUAUAUGGCAGUGAUAAAGGGGGCUGUGUCCCGACAUUGUAUCGAUUGAGAUAUCAAACACCUCUCUGCAUCGGAAGUGUGAUCGUGCUUACUGACUGGUACUGAAUCGAAGGAUGUGAUUUUCUCUUCGUCUUCGAAUACCGGAAAUUUCAGAAACUACUACUCCAAUGACAAAAGGAGAUGGUGUCCCAUUUGAUCCGCCUAUGGGGAGUGCUCCUACUAGUGACCUACCAGGGGAUACAUCAUUCCUAUUGGCUUGAUGGGAAGAACUAUCUACAAUGGGCACAACUUGUGCGGACGUUUUUGAAGGGACGAGGGAAGAUAACCCAUUCAACUGAGCCGGUUCCAAGUGUUAAAGAUCCAGGUUUUUCUGCAUGGGAAGUUGAGGACUCUAUGAUAAUGUCUUGGCUUUGGAGUUCGAUGCAACCCGAGACAAAAUGGGUGACAGUCAUCAAAGAAUUUCAGUACAUACCGGAAUGGCUGAUAUAGUCAGUGGCCUCCCUAGAAACAUAGUAAACAACAUUCUGGAGCGCAUGCCAGUCCGAGAUGCAGCAAGAACAAGCAUCUUGUCAAGAAAGUGGAGAUAUAUUUGGUCCUCACACCCACAUGUCGUGCUUCAUAAGGACUUCUUCGAACAUAAUUUCAUCAGAAACAAACCACCACCCUUCUCCGCAGACGAGUUUGUAUAUGCCAUCGAAAAAAUCUUGCUGCUUCACAAUGGCCCCAUUCUGAAAUUUUUUUUCUACAUUCCAAAUUUUCUUUAUGAUUGGGGCAGGCAUGUCGACCAGUGGCUACUAUUCUUGUCAAGGAAUGGUAUUAAGGAACUCAAGCUGGAUAAUUGGAGUCCCAAUCCCUAUAAGUUGCCUUCUUAUGUUUUCUUUUGUCCAGAAUUAACAUAUUUAAAGCUCCGUAGCUGUAUAUUUAAACCGCCAGAUUCAUUUGGUGGGUUUGGGAAGCUCGUAACGCUUCACUUUGAUAGCAUUGCAUUUACAGAUGACAUAUUCAGAACUCCUCUCCCUACUGCACCGCUGCUUGAAUCUUUGAAAUUCUUGAGGUGCUCUGGCAUUGAACACUUUCGUAUCCAUGCUCCAAGACUCCAAACCUUGAAUGCCAUUUCAUCUUCCAAUGUUAAAUCACUCUGCUCCCAAGGCUCCCCAAACCUGGCCAUAUUAUCUAUUGUACUGGGAAAGAUGGCUAACAGUCCAGUGCAAGUGCAAACAAUCAACUUGAGCGAUUAUCUUGGUGAUUGGCCUAGAAUUUCGACUCUUUGCUUUGAUGGAUUUUUCCUUAAGCUUGCUGGUCCAGGUGUAGUCUCAAGGGGGCUAUCCGUGACAUUGAACCACUUGCGGGAUCUUGUGUUGUACGAGAUAAGAUUUGAAGAUUCAGAUCAGAUGUCAUGCGCAUUUCGUUUGCUCAAAAGUUGUCCUAACUUGCACACACUGUGUGUAGUGGCUGCUGAAGUUGGGCGCGAUGUCUUGGAACCAGAUACAAGUUAUUGGGAUGCACCUGGCCUCAUGAACCAGACGUUGAACCAACUUCAGUAUGUGAAUGUAUAUGUAGCAAGUGGAUUGAUGGCUGAAUUCCUUUUCACUAAAUUUAUACUCGCCAGUUCGCCAUUGCUUCAGAGGAUGCGUGUUCAGUUCAGUCCAAGUCUUGCUGCGUACAAGAGGCGUAGGAUCUCAAAUGAAUUGAACCUGCCUGCCACUUUUCAGGCAUCACCAAAUGCGAGAGUGGAGUACGCUAACUGGGUCCCCAGGAUAGCCCCCUUUUAAGGAAGACCUUAGUUCGGGCAACCUGAUCGUUGCGACCAUCUCUUACCUUCUUUCGAAGCCUUUAUUUUGGUAAAUUUCUGACUGUAGGUGAGCUGCAUUUUGAAGUUAAAGCUCAUAUUUUGUUGCUUUGCUUUCUCUUAUUUGGGUUUGCUGGUGUGUUCUUUGAAUUGGAUGAUUGAUAUAUUUGCUUUAAAACUGAAUGGUUCUGUCCCUAUGGUUUUAAUUUUUGACUCCCAUAAUCUAUGACAUCUAAUGCAUGAAUGUUGU
Molecule: messenger RNA, 2064 nt
Organism: Diospyros lotus (date-plum)
Lineage: Eukaryota; Viridiplantae; Streptophyta; Magnoliopsida; Ericales; Ebenaceae
Product: F-box/FBD/LRR-repeat protein At1g13570-like
Exons: 5
Coding region: 463-1797 (444 amino acids)
Molecular function (GO): protein binding
Source: RefSeq, a predicted model, not a curated record